CAGGGGGGGCGGGAGGGAGGAGCCCUCUUUCUUUCUAGGGACUCUUUGGUGCGUGGGGCUCUUAGGAAUCCAGACUUGAAGGGCAGACGGCCAUGGCCGACUUCACCAAUGCUGACGGCGAUUGUAUCAGUCCGAGCGUCUGGGCCUCUCACAAUGCGAUGGUGAUGGAACCGCUGGACACCAAUGACCCAGAGGUGUAUGACAUCAUUCGGAAGGAGAAGCGGCGGCAGCGGCUCGGUUUGGAGCUGAUCGCGUCCGAGAACUUUGCCAGUCGAGCCGUGCUGGAAGCUCUCGGCUCCUGUCUGAACAACAAGUAUUCGGAAGGCUACCCUGGACAAAGAUACUAUGGUGGGACAGAGUUUGUGGACGAGUUGGAGAGACUGUGUCAGAAGAGAGCUCUGGAUGCUUACGGGUUGGAUCCACAGAAAUGGGGCAUCAACGUCCAACCCUACUCAGGGUCUCCCGCAAACUUUGCCGUCUACACCGCCCUGGUGGAACCCCACGGCAGAAUCAUGGGGCUGGAUUUGCCCGACGGGGGUCACCUGACGCACGGCUUCAUGACGGACAAGAAGAAGAUCUCGGCCACCUCCAUCUUCUUUGAAUCCAUGCCGUACAAGGUCAACCCAGAAACAGGCUAUAUUGACUACGACCGGUUAGAAGAGAACGCUCGCCUGUUCCAUCCCAAACUGAUCAUUGCAGGGGUCAGCUGCUACUCCCGUAACCUGGACUACGCCCGCCUGAGGAAAAUCGCCAACGAGAACAGUGCCUACCUGAUGGCCGACAUGGCCCACAUCAGCGGCUUGGUGGCCGCCGGCGUGGUGCCAUCACCCUUCGAGGACUGCGACGUGGUCUCCACCACAACCCACAAAACACUACGAGGGUGCCGGGCGGGCAUGAUCUUCUACAGGAAAGGUGCUCGCAGCGUGGACCCGAAAACUGGGAAGGAAGUCCCGUACAACCUCGAAAGCCUCAUCAAUCAAGCCGUUUUCCCGGGGCUGCAGGGAGGGCCCCACAACCACGCCAUUGCAGGAAUUGCUGUAGCUCUGAAGCAAGCCAUGACUCCGGAAUUCAAAGCUUACCAGAGGCAGGUGGUGGCCAACUGCAAAGCCCUGGCGAAGGCGCUGAUGGGCCUCGGGUACCACAUUGUUACCGGGGGGUCCGACAACCACCUGAUCCUGGUGGACCUGCGGAGCAAAGGAACAGACGGCGGGCGAGCGGAACGGGUUCUCGAACUGUGCUCGGUCGCCUGCAACAAGAACACCUGCCCAGGGGACAAGAGUGCCUUGCGGCCCAGCGGUCUGAGGUUAGGGACCCCGGCACUCACCUCCAGGGGCUUCAUGGAAAAGGACUUCCAAAAGGUGGCUCACUUCAUUCAUAAAGGGAUCGAGCUCACCUUGCGGGUCCAGAACGACAUGAGCCCCAAAGCGACGUUGCGGGAGUUCAAGGAGAAGCUGGUGUCCGACGAGAAGUACCGGGAGCCCCUGAAGUCCCUCAGGGAAGAGGUGGAGGCCUUUGCGGCGACCUUCCCCAUCCCUGGGUUGCCCGUUCUGUGAAAGCCAUACGGCAGCCGCAGCUGGGACGGCCGUGUUUCUUUCUACGAUCGCCUUGCUAAUCUGCCCUUGGGUAUUCUGGAGCCGCAGGAAGUAACGACCCCCCCGCACCUGUAGUUAUCCUCUUUCCCCACCCCUGGAACACCUUCAGUGUUCACUGUCCCUAAAAGCAAGGGCAGUUUUUAGAAUGUGCUUUUUAAUGAACUUCUCCCCCUUUGUAAUGUGCCACAGAAUGGCCAGAUAGCCAGAAUGAAUGUGUCAACUCUCCAAAGAAGUAUUAAAACUCUCUUGGUUGUUUUUUUAUCGGAAAUCCCAAAACGCAUCAUUUCCACAGCUGUACGAAGAUCUUGAGAAAUGGCAAAAAGUCCAGU
Gekko japonicus is the source of this 1921-nucleotide messenger RNA. It is a transcript of the gene SHMT1, whose product is annotated as serine hydroxymethyltransferase 1 (soluble). Lineage: Eukaryota; Metazoa; Chordata; Lepidosauria; Squamata; Gekkonidae. Gene Ontology annotation, biological process: folic acid metabolic process; protein homotetramerization; L-serine catabolic process. Gene Ontology annotation, cellular component: nucleus; cytoplasm; cytosol. Gene Ontology annotation, molecular function: protein homodimerization activity; serine binding; pyridoxal phosphate binding. The transcript is spliced from 12 exons. The record is from RefSeq and is a predicted model, not a curated record. Bases 93 to 1553 code for a protein of 486 amino acids.